GCCAUGGGAAGAGAAGGCGGUUUAGGGAGCGGCGGCGGCUGCAGCGGCGGCGGCGGCUGCUGAGCCCGGGCAGCGUCGGGGACCCGGGGCUGGGGUCGCGUGGGCCUGAGGCCCUCGCGCCAUCGGCCCCAGAGCGGACGCGAACCCGCGCUCUCUCUCCGGAGGCUCGGCUUGGAGGUCCUACAGGUAUGGAUCUCUGGCAGCUGCUGUUGACCCUGGCACUAGCAGGCUCAAGUGAUGCUUUCUCUGGAAGUGAGGCCACACCAGCUAUCCUUGGCAGAUCAUCCCAGAGUCUGCAAAGAAUUUAUCCAGGCCUGGUGACAAAUUCUUCUGGGAAGCCCAAAUUCACCAAGUGCCGUUCACCUGAACUAGAGACUUUUUCAUGCCACUGGACGGAUGGGGUUCGUCACAAUUCAAGGAGCUCAGGAGCCAUACAGCUGUUCUAUAUUAGAAGGAACACUCAAGAAUGGACUCAAGAAUGGAAAGAAUGUCCUGAUUAUGUCUCUGCUGGAAAAAACAGCUGUUACUUUAAUUCAUCUUAUACCUCCAUUUGGAUACCCUACUGUAUCAAGCUAACUAACAAUGGUGGUACGGUGGAUCAGAAGUGUUUCUCUGUUGAGGAAAUAGUGCAACCAGAUCCACCCAUUGGUCUCAACUGGACUUUAUUGAACAUCAGUUUAACGGGGAUUUAUGCGGAUAUCCAAGUGAGAUGGGAACCACCAGCCAAUGCGGAUGUUCAGAAGGGAUGGAUAGUCCUGGAGUAUGAACUUCAAUACAAAGAAGUAAAUGAGACCCAAUGGAAAACGAUGGACCCUGUAAUGUCAACAUCAGUUCCAGUAUACUCAUUGAGACUGGAUAAAGAAUAUGAAGUACGUCUGAGAUCCAGACAAAGGAAUUCUGAAAAAUAUGGGGACUUCAGUGACAUGCUCUACAUAACACUCCCUCAAAUGAGCCCAUUUUCAUGUGAAGAAGAUUUCCCAUUUCCAUGGUUCUUAAUUAUUAUCUUUGGAAUAUUUGGGCUAACAGCGAUGUUAUUUGUACUCAUAUUUUCUAAACAGCAAAGGAUUAAGAUGCUGAUUCUGCCCCCAGUUCCAGUUCCAAAGAUUAAAGGAAUUGAUCCAGAACUUCUCAAGGAAGGAAAAUUAGAAGAGGUGAAUACAAUCUUAUCUAUUCAUGAUGACUAUAAGCCAGGAUUCCACAAUGAUGACUCAUGGGUUGAAUUCAUUGAGCUAGAUAUUGAUGACCCUGAUGAAAAGACUGAAGGGUCAGAUACAGGCAGACUUCUAAACAAUGACCACCAGAAAUCACUUACUAUUCUAGGAGCAAAAGAUGAUGACUCUGGACGUACCAGCUGUUGUGAACCUGACAUUCUGGACACUGAUUUCAAUGCCAGUGACAUGUGUGAUGGUACUUCAGAGGUUGCUCAGCCACAGUGGUUAAAACAGGAAGCAGAUCUCUUGUGCCUUGACCAGAAGAAUCAAAAUAACUCACCUUCUAGCAAUGCUAGCCCCACUACUCAGCAGCCCAGUGUUAUCCUAGCAGAGGAAAGCAAACCAAGACCACUUCUUAUUGGUGGAACUGAGUCAAUUCAUCAAGCUGCCCAGAAUCAACUAAGCAAUCCGAGUUCACUGGUAAACAUCGACUUUUACACCCAGGUAAGCGACAUUACGCCAGCAGGGAAUGUGGUCCUUUCCCCAGGCCAAAAAUGUAAGGCAGGGGUAUCCCAGUGUGACAUGCACCCAGAAGUGGUCUCAGUCUGCCCAGCAAACUUCACCAUGGACAACACCUACUUCUGCGAGGCAAAAAAGUGCAUUGCUGUGGCCCCUCACGUCGAGGUGGAAUCUCAUGUGAAGCCGAGCUUUAACCCGGACGUUUACAUCACCACCGAAAGCCUUACCACUACUGCGGUGAGACCUGGGCCGACAGAAGGAGCUCCAAGUUCAGAGAUGCCUGUCCCAGACUACACCUCCAUCCAUAUAGUACAGUCUCCACAGGGCCUCGUCCUCAAUGCGACUGCCCUGCCCUUGCCUGACAAAGAGUUCCUCACAUCCUGUGGCUACGUGAGCACAGACCAACUGAACAAAAUCCUGCCAUAGUCUUUCUUUGAUUCCCAAGAGCUACAUAUUUAAUAGCAAAGAAUUGAUUGGGACAUGAAUGCUUAAACCAAAACAACGUUUAAACCCUUUUGGGGGGAAGGUAGGGAUGGGUGUGGAUUCUAAAUGCCUUUUCCUGAAAUGCUGAAACAUGAUUAAAAAAAGAAGAAUGUUUAAUCAGAUAGCUGUUCAUGUUGUGAAUUGUAAAUAUUUUAAAGAAUUGUCACAAAAACUGUUUAGUGACAGUGAUUGUCUUAUUAUUGUGGGUGUUAAUUUUGUGAUACUAAGCAUUGAAUGGUUAUGUUUUUAAUGUAUAGUAAAUCAUGCUUUUUGAAAAAGUGAAAAAUCAGGUGUCUUUUGCAGUUCAGGAAAAUCGAAUGUAAAUCAUAGCACAGGCUAAUUUUUUUUUAAAUAAUUGGGAACUAAAGCUAUAGGUAAGAAGGCAAAAAAUAGUUUGGAUACGUAAAACAUUUAUUUUGACAUAAAAUUGAUAAAGAUAUUUUUAAUAAUUUAGACUUCAAGCAUGGCUAUUUUAUAUUACUCUAUACACUGUGUACUGUAGUUUAUGAUGACCCGUCUAAAGAAUAUAGUAACUACAGUCUAAAACUGGUUUAAUGCUUUAGUCAAUGCACCUAAAGGAAAACAAAUAAACAAGUUAGUUUUUUAUAAGGCCCUUUUUAUACCUUCCAAGACUCCUUAAACAAUUUUAAAAUGAUUGUAGUAACCUUUAUUAUUGGAAUGUACGCAUCCAAAUUUUUAAACAAAUAUCUCAUUAAUUUAGAAAGCUAAAAUGUUUACACAGGUCAACUAAACCCUGAACCAAAAAUAAACAAACAAACAAAAAACCCUUUCUUCAACAAAUUUUAGCUCAUGCCAAGAGAGUUACAUGUAAAGAGAAAUAGAAAUUAGAGCCAGUUUAUAUUUACCAGAAUGCUUUAGUGCUGGCUGCACUUGCACACGGAGUGAUUUUUUUAGUGCAUGCGGAUCAUGAGGGGUAAGCCUAUAACCUCUGCAGCUGUAUCUCUUCAAACACAACUGGGUUUUACUUCAUAGUUACCUAAGGAGGGAAGAAGGUACAAGAAGCAUUUUGGAUGUUGAAACAGGUUGAAUGAAGUUAACCACAGAAGUUCAAGAAAAAAGUUUUUGUUUCACAGCCUAUUGCCAGACUCAUACUCAUUACUCAUGGUAACAAAGAUCAGGAGAAAUAAGGUUAAAACCCCACUGAUAAUUCAGACUCUACUUAAACCAAUAGCAGAAAUUCUUCUUCACCAAACUUUUUCCUAGAAUUUAUUUAAGUAAUAAAAGAAAUUUUACCAUUUUUUUCAUUUCCCUUUUGAGAGAUUUGGCCUCACACUGUAGGUAGUCAGAAGAAAAAGAAAAAGAAAUCAUUUAUAAAUGAUUUCUCAAUCCCUUAAUAACCAAAACAUCAUUCAUAGGAACAUUAAUAGCUCUCCAAAAAGUUUAUCAAAAAGAGAAGACUCUUAUGUCACUGAAGAAUGCUUCUCAUUUUAAGUAAUUUUUUAAAAAGCUAAAACUUUAAAUAGUAUUUGCCAAUGAAUUCAGACGUCUUUUGGAAGCAAGCUUAAUGCCCGGUAAUUUUUAAUUAACCUCUCUCUUGCAAGAAGGACAAUGAAGAGCUAGAAUUGGAUGUUUAAAGUUCAAUGUGUAAUUUUGUAAUAGAUGUUCAAUAUAUUUCCUGCUACCUUGCUGCUAUGGUUUUCUUUAAGAGCUACAUAAUUUAGUUUCAUAUAAAAUGUCAUCAAAGUAGAACUUAAUUCAACUUAAAGUUCUGUGUUUGGAAGAACUAUUUCACUAUUUCACAAUAGGCUGACAACAUUUCUAUAGCCAAAAAUAGCUAAAUACCUCAAUCAGUCUCAGAAUGUCAUUUUGGUACUUUGCUGGCCACACAAGCCAUUAUUCACUAGUAUGACUAGUUGUGUCCUGCAGUUUAUAUUUAACUUUCUUUACAUCUGUGGAUUUUUUUCUUCAAAGUUUAAUAAAUUUAUUUUCUUGGAUC
Choloepus didactylus (southern two-toed sloth) is the source of this 4110-nucleotide messenger RNA. It is a transcript of the gene GHR, whose product is annotated as growth hormone receptor. NCBI's taxonomy places the organism in Eukaryota, Metazoa, Chordata, Mammalia, Pilosa, Megalonychidae. Gene Ontology annotation, molecular function: peptide hormone binding; growth hormone receptor activity; growth factor binding. The record is from RefSeq and is a predicted model, not a curated record. Gene Ontology annotation, cellular component: growth hormone receptor complex; membrane; external side of plasma membrane. The transcript is spliced from 10 exons. Bases 189 to 2096 code for a protein of 635 amino acids. Gene Ontology annotation, biological process: positive regulation of receptor signaling pathway via JAK-STAT; cytokine-mediated signaling pathway; positive regulation of peptidyl-tyrosine phosphorylation.